UCAUCACGAUUAGAUUAAUAAUUUGUCUCUAACUUUCUGUACAAAAUCAACUCUUGAAUUUUCCACUCUGUUUCUCAGGGAUGGUAUAGCAAUAGUGUUGUUUCAUCAUGUUGUGUCUUUAUUUCUUUUGUAUGCUUGCAUAAUUAAUCUUUUUUUGUCAUCAUAUGAUAUGUCAACCCAAUCAUUAAUUUGUUUAUACUUUUUUCUUCUUCUUGGUAUUUGACAAGAUUUAUAUUCAUAAUUGCUGUUACUUGAACAGGUAUUUUUGGUGGACCCUUUUGAGCUGUAAAAAUAUUACAAGGAUAUUUUUGUUACUUGACUGGAGCCCAACUAAAAUUUCAUCUAAACCCACAAAUAUAUGGAGAAAGAAGGAAGUUACAUGGCAAAUUUUCCUGGCCUUGAUUAUGAGCUUCAAAAUCAUCAACUACAAGAUUCGAUCAAUCAAGAAAUGGGAGCAAAAUCUACAGAUCACAACAGCAACCAAAUUGUGGAUUGCAUGCUACAAAAUCCACCACAAAACCAGCAACCACCUCUUCUAUCACCAUCCAACUUUUGCGGGUCGAAUUCAUUCGACAAGCUGAGCUUCGCAGAUGUGAUGCAGUUCGCAGACUUCGGCCCCAAACUGGGGCUGAAUCAAGGCAAGGCGCCCGAGGAAGAAGGCGGGAUCGACCCCGUCUUCUUCCUCAAGUUCCCGGUGUUGAACGAGCAUCACAAUCAGCAGCAUCAGAACCACCAUCUCCCCUUGAUGGCCUCUGAGGAGCAGGAGAGAGAGGAUGGAAAGAGCCCUCAAGUGGAGAAUGUGAGAUUUCUCGGUGAAAAGAGCCCUCAAGUGGAGGGCAAGAGCAAGAGGAAACGGCCUAGAGCUUCUAAGACUGUUGAAGAAGUUGAGAGUCAAAGAAUGACUCAUAUAGCUGUGGAGAGGAAUAGAAGGAAGCAAAUGAAUGAACAUCUUCGUGUUUUGAGGUCUCUCAUGCCUAGCUCCUAUGUCCAAAGGGGUGAUCAAGCAUCUAUAAUUGGUGGAGCGAUUGAGUUUGUGAGGGAGCUGGAGCAGCUGCUCCAAUGCCUUGAGUCACAGAAGAGGCGGCGGCUGUAUGGAGACGGGGCGAGGCCGGGUGGAGAUCCAUCCAUGGGCAUCCCAAACGAGCAAGGCGGCGGCUAUGAAACUGCGGGAUUGGGAGAAGAAACGGCAGAGAGCAAGUCAGGCUUAGCAGAUGUGGAGGUGAAGGUUUUAGGGUUUGAUGGUUUGAUCAAGAUUCUGUCGAGGAGAAGACAAGGACAGCUCGUCAAAACCAUUGCUGCACUUGAAGAUUUGCACCUCACUAUUCUGCAUACUAAUAUUACUACUAUUGAACAAACUGUUCUUUAUUCUUUCAAUAUUAAGAUUAAUGGAGAGGCAAGUUUCACAGCUGAAGACCUGGCAAACUCAGUUCAACAAAUUUUCAGUUUUAUCCAUGCAAACAAUAGCCUGUGAUUACGAUGUAAAUAUAUCAUAUAUGUAUACAGUAUUUGUAUGAAUGUGUCCACCAAUAUAGUCAUUGUAUUAUCUAGGCGUUUUUUUACAUUCUUUAAUAUAGAUCUACUUAUAUAUAGGGAGAAAUGAUAUGUUAUAUAUCAACUGUUAGCAUUAUCUAUUUUAUUUUGUACAUUUAAUUUGAUUUUAAUUUCCUUA
Molecule: messenger RNA, 1669 nt
Organism: Salvia splendens (bonfire salvia)
Lineage: Eukaryota; Viridiplantae; Streptophyta; Magnoliopsida; Lamiales; Lamiaceae
Product: transcription factor FAMA
Exons: 4
Coding region: 359-1471 (370 amino acids)
Biological process (GO): positive regulation of DNA-templated transcription; stomatal complex development; guard cell differentiation
Cellular component (GO): nucleus
Molecular function (GO): protein dimerization activity; DNA-binding transcription factor activity
Source: RefSeq, a predicted model, not a curated record